AAAGACUCAGUCCUCACAGAGACGAUUCUGUCCCUACCGAAAUGAAGCUGCUGCUGCUGCUGCUGCUGGCUUUGGAGCUGACUCUAGUCUGUGUCCACGCAGAAGGAGAAACUAGUGCCAUGGGAGAGAACUUUAAUCCAAGAAAGAUUGAGGGGAAAUGGUAUUCCGUUGGCUUGGCCUCUGACAAAAGAGAAAUGAUAGAAGAAGAUGGCAGCAUGAGAGUUUUUGUGGAGGACAUCCAUGUCUUCAAGAACUCUUCCUUAGCUUUUAAAUUCCAUACUAAGGCUUUUUCAAAAGUUAGAGACAAAAAUGAUGGAUACAAUAAAUUUACUAUGCUUGAUACAGACUAUGAUGGUUAUAUUAUAUUUCAUCUCAGAAAUGUCCACAAUGGGGAAACAUUCCAGCUGAUGGAGAUCUAUGGCCGGAAACAAGACUUGAGUUCCAAAAUCAAGGAAAAGUUUGUGGAGCUCUGCAAGAAGCAUGGCAUUGUUGAGGAAAAUAUAUUGGACCUAACUGAGGCUGAUCGCUGUCUCCAGGCCCGAGAUGGAGGAAAGGCCUGA
Molecule: messenger RNA, 560 nt
Organism: Peromyscus eremicus (cactus mouse)
Lineage: Eukaryota; Metazoa; Chordata; Mammalia; Rodentia; Cricetidae
Product: major urinary protein 4-like
Exons: 6
Coding region: 42-560 (172 amino acids)
Molecular function (GO): small molecule binding; odorant binding
Source: RefSeq, a predicted model, not a curated record